AUGAACAGCGGAAAGAUUGGAUUUUAUACAGCGGACGCUGUUUCAUGCAAAUGGACUUCAUUGGCAGUCAUCAGAGAUAAAUACGGUACAUUUUAUUCAAUAGAAGUUCUUCCAGAUGUACAAGCUUUCAGUGAAUCAGCAAUUAUUGACUCAUCAUUUGAACUACCUCCAAUUCCUUUUGUCAAAAAGAAUCCUUUUGCAGAACUCAGAGAUUCCUGCUAUAUUUAUCCAAUUCCAGAGAAUAAAUUAAAUAUUGCAACAACGGUAAAGAUUACAUUGAUAAAUACAAGAUACGAAGGAAGCCUAUGGCAGUUUAUUGAAAAGCAGAUAUCAUCUUUCUUCAGAUCUCACAGAUACGCUUUUGUAAAUGAAACAAUUGUUUCUAUUCCAAUAAUUACAGGUGAAACAAUCAAAGUUAGUAUCGAAGGUCACAUGAAGACACCUCAAUGGUUUGUUUUCUCACCUACAUCAAAAAUUCAAUACAUUCAAGGAAAUAGAGCAUAUGACAUCGUUCAUUAUCCAACUUACGAUCAACUAUUUGAGAGAGUAAAGCGAAUCGCAUGCUUUUCAAUAUUUAAUGCCGAAAAACCACCUUCAAUUUUGAAAAUCAUCACAAAAGUUUACGCAAAUCCACAUCCUUGCGGCAUCAUUUUCACAGGAAGUGAAGGUAGUGGCCGAGGAUAUAUUACAAAACAGAUUGCAGACGCUCUAGAACUUCCAUUUACAGAAAUUGAUGCCCAGAACAUCGAUUCCACAGAUUUAGAAUUCCCUGUUCUUGAGCAACGUCUUAUACCUAAAAGUAUUGUUCUUUUAAGGAAUUUUGACUCACAUUUUACUGGAGAUAACACUCCAUUUCAGCGCAGACUUGAAUCAUCCCUUUCAUCAUUAAUAGAUUCCUCCAAAGAUUGUUUCUUCGUAUUAACUGUUCUCUCAAAGGACACAAUUCCAUCCAGAUUACAAUCCGCUUCCAGAUUAGGUUCAACAGUUGCUUUUCCACCCCUUACAUCGAAGGACGUAUCCACAAUACUCGGGGAUUCACUUCCCCAGAACGUUAUCGAUGGCGCUGCCGGACUUCCAGCUUCAAGUUUGAUUUUGGCCGCAAAAACAAAAAGUGUCGAAACUCUUUUUGACGCUUUUAGUUCGAUCAGCCAAAGCUCUAUCAACUCGAAUGUAAUGAAGACCGGAUGGGACGAUAUCGGUGGAUUAUCCGCCACUAAGAAGAUCGUCAGGGAAGCCGUAGAAUGGCCAUUAACAAGAAGAGACCAAUUACAGAAAUUCGGUGUCAAACCUCCACGAGGAGUUUUGUUACAUGGCCCACCAGGAUGUGGCAAAACGAUGAUUGCUAGAGCUAUUGCCACCUCUCUUUCAUCAUCAUUCUUUUCGAUAAGCGCUGCAUCUGUUUUCCAAAUGUAUCUCGGCGAAUCAGAAAGAGUUGUCAGAGAACUUUUUGAACUCGCGAGACAGAGAUCUCCUUCAGUUAUAUUCAUCGAUGAAAUUGACGCAAUGGUCGGAAAAAGAGGACAAAACACUGGUGUUUCUGAACGUGUUUUAUCAACAUUUUUGAAUGAAAUGGAUGGUGUUUCAUCAUUGAACGAUGUUGUCGUUGUUGCUGCAACAAAUAGACCAGAUGCUUUGGAUGAAGCGUUGAUGAGACCAGGAAGAUUCGAUUGUCUUGUCGAAGUUUUGCCAGCACAAAACGAAGAAGACAUUUUUGAAGUUUUGAAAGUUUGCACAAGAAAAAUGCCAUUGGAAGAAGGAGCUCUUGAUUACGCAGUGAAGAAUAUAAAGAUAGGAUCAAGUGGUGCAGAAAUAGAUAAUAUAUGCAGAGAAGCAGCACUUGUUGCUUUAUAUAGUGGUUCUGAAAAAGUUUCUGCAGAUCAUUUCAGAAAAAUUAUUGAAAAGCAAAAAUAA
Trichomonas vaginalis G3 is the source of this 1911-nucleotide messenger RNA. RefSeq names its product ATP binding. Gene Ontology annotation, molecular function: ATP hydrolysis activity; ATP binding. Lineage: Eukaryota; Parabasalia; Trichomonadida; Trichomonadidae. Bases 1 to 1911 code for a protein of 636 amino acids. The transcript has a single exon. The record is from RefSeq and is a predicted model, not a curated record.